Molecule: messenger RNA, 1502 nt
Organism: Leptidea sinapis
Lineage: Eukaryota; Metazoa; Arthropoda; Insecta; Lepidoptera; Pieridae
Product: aldo-keto reductase AKR2E4-like
Exons: 8
Coding region: 145-1194 (349 amino acids)
Cellular component (GO): cytosol
Molecular function (GO): aldose reductase (NADPH) activity
Source: RefSeq, a predicted model, not a curated record
CACUCACAAAAAAUGUAGCUCUCUAUUGGUAACAGAAAUUCAAAAAUUAGUUUAGUAGAUCCCAAGAUUAUCAUUAUUUGAAAGUGUUUUAUUUUGUCGUCAAUAUUUCAAGUUCUAUCAUAUGUUAAUCAUCGAUUGGUUAUUAUGGACGAAAAUCACUGGAAAUGCAUACUUUUGUUAUUUGUACUUUGCUGCAAUGGCGCAAUUGGGAAAACCACGAUUUCGUUGAAUGAUGGAAAUGAAAUCCCAGUGAUUGCAUUAGGGACAAGCUUGGGACAUUUAUCUGACGGCACUCGGGUGUUACCAGUGAAUCAUUCACUGGCUCGAGCUGUUCAGUGGGCUCUCGAAGCUGGCUAUAGACAUAUUGACACAGCUUCACUGUACAGAGUGGAAGAUGAGGUUGGUAUUGGUAUGCGGAACUACCUCAGACAGUACGGUGGACAUCGAAAGGAUAUAUUUAUCACAACAAAGUUGUGGAAUGAUGCUCAUGAAAGGAAAGAAGUAAUUCCCGCAUUGAGGAAAACUUUACACGAGUUGCAAAUGGAAUACGUAGAUUUGUAUUUGAUGCAUUAUCCAAUGGCGUACAAGGAAGACGGAAGUAUUAGUUUAACAGAUUAUAUUGAGACUUGGAAAGGUCUGGAAGAUGCAAAAGAAGCAAAUUUGGUGAAAUCAAUAGGAGUAUCUAAUUUUAAUAUUACUCAAAUGCAACGUCUCUGGGAUAAUAGUAAAAUAAAGCCUUCAGUCUUACAAAUCGAGGUCAACCCCACCAUAACGCAGGAGGAGCUUGUAAGUUGGUGCCACAAUCACGGUGUAGUUGUGAUGGCGUACAGUCCGUUUGGUUCAAUACUGGGCCGCAAGCUGAACGCACCUCCACCGCAAGCAAAUGAUACAGUGUUAGUGGGCUUAUCUGGAAAGUAUAACAAGACGGUUCCACAAAUAUUAAUUAGAUAUUUGUUGGAUCGACAGUUAGUAGCGAUUCCACGUUCGACGAACGACAAACGUAUCAAAGAAAAUAUUGACGUAAUGGACUUUUCGCUCACUACAGAAGAAAUUGAAAAGCUGUCAAGUUUUAACAGUAAUUACAUGCUGAGGACUCCGGCUAAGUGGUAUCCGCAUCCCCAUUUCCCUUUUCCAAAAAAGAAUCUUACAGGUUAUGAAAUAAAGUUUAUAAUUGAUCACAGUAAAGAGGAUUAAGUAACAAAAUAGAUAGUCACAUUCGUCUCAAUUCAACGUCGCAGUUCAGAGGAAGUCUUAAAUAUUAUUGAUUCUUGGUAUUUCGAUUUUGUGAUUAUUGUUAGAUAAUUAUAAAAUAAAUAAAGAUAAUAAAUGGUAAGAUAAAUAUAGGUAGUACAUGGGAAAAUAACCAGACAUACAACAAACAGAGCAUUCAACACACUAGAAUAUGGAUUCAUCUGGAAUGUAUUAGAAGUACAAGGACUAGAAAAAUAUAAUAGAGAGGAAGGUUCAAUAACUUAUACACUAAGAGUUUUGUGCUAAUAAAA